Messenger RNA from Drosophila kikkawai, 690 nucleotides. Its product is annotated as Odorant-binding protein 99a. Gene Ontology annotation, molecular function: odorant binding. Lineage: Eukaryota; Metazoa; Arthropoda; Insecta; Diptera; Drosophilidae. The record is from RefSeq and is a predicted model, not a curated record. Gene Ontology annotation, biological process: sensory perception of smell.
AAAUUUUUAUAAAUUGUGUCAUCAAGAUUAAUUUUUUAUUAAAUGAAUAUCUUAUCAGCCUUCAAACCGGACCUGCACCUUCGUUUAUCAGAAGGCAUCAACACCUCCAUUGUUGUCCACUUGCUGCUCUAAGUGCUCUAGUGACAAAGUAACCAAGUGCCCCAUCCGCUGGUAUAUAUAUCUUGGCUCUAUCUUUGGAGCAGCCAGUCAACGCCGGAAAUCCCAGAGAAAAUGAAUACCUUACUGGCCAUCUGUGUGCUUGUAGGCCUUAGCUUGGCCUUGGCUGACUACAGACGGCGGAAUCGCCAUGACGUGCUCACCUACCGUGAGGAAUGCGUCAAGGAGCUGGACUUGCCCGCGGAUCUCGUGGAGAAGUUCAAGAAGCUGGAGUAUCCGAACGAAACCCAGACCCAGUGCUAUUUCCAGUGCGUCUUCUCCAAGUGGGAGCUGUUCAACAACCAGACUGGCUUCAAUGUGGACAACAUACAUCAGCAGCUGGUGAACCAUCCCACCGACAACAAUGAGGCCUUCCAGGGCAACCUGGCCGGCUGUGUGGACCAGAACGAGCAGGGUUCCAGCGCCUGUGAGUGGGCCUAUCGCGGGGCCACCUGCUUGCUGCGGGAGAACCUGGCAGAAAUUCAGAAGAGCCUGGCCCCGAAGGUCUGGGAUGAAGCAGUACUAACUUGAGCC